Molecule: messenger RNA, 1177 nt
Organism: Pezoporus flaviventris
Lineage: Eukaryota; Metazoa; Chordata; Aves; Psittaciformes; Psittacidae
Gene: MAX
Product: MYC associated factor X
Exons: 5
Coding region: 82-567 (161 amino acids)
Biological process (GO): positive regulation of transcription by RNA polymerase II
Cellular component (GO): RNA polymerase II transcription regulator complex
Molecular function (GO): protein dimerization activity; DNA-binding transcription factor activity
Source: RefSeq, a predicted model, not a curated record
UGUGCGCUGUCACGUGCGCCUCCCACCCCGCGCCUGCGCGCUGCGGGCUGUUGUUGUGGCGGCGCGGCCCGGCCGGUAGCGAUGAGCGACAACGAUGACAUCGAGGUGGAGAGCGACGAGGAGCAGCCGCGGUUCCAGUCCGCGGCAGACAAACGCGCCCACCACAACGCGCUGGAGCGCAAGCGCAGGGACCACAUCAAGGACAGCUUCCACAGCCUGCGGGACUCCGUGCCCUCCCUGCAGGGGGAGAAGGCAUCCCGGGCGCAAAUCCUGGACAAAGCCACAGAGUACAUCCAGUACAUGCGCCGGAAAAACCACACGCACCAGCAGGACAUCGACGACCUCAAGCGCCAGAACGCGCUCCUAGAGCAGCAAGUGCGGGCGCUGGAGAAGGCCAGGUCGAGCGCUCAGCUUCAGGCCAGCUACCCCUCGACGGACGGCAGCAGCCUCUACACCAACGCCAAGGGCAGCACCAUCUCCGCCUUCGACGGCGGAUCCGAUUCCAGCUCCGACUCGGAGCCCGAGGAGCCUCAGAACAGGAAGAAGCUGCGCAUGGAGGCCAGUUAGGGCCCCCCCCGGCCCCCCCACCGCCCUCGGCCGUGUAAGGACUCUUUCCCUUCUCUCGUAGAGGCUCUCGGACUGCAGCUUCCCAAAGCCCAUCCCGGCCCUUUCCCCGCUCCAACCGCACCGGCCCCGAGGGGGGAGCCGGCCAGGCAGGGCCCCCGACAGACUUGGGGGGGGGAAGUGUCUCCAAGGAGGCACCGUCCCCAUUGCCCCCCCUCCCCAGCGAGCCCCUCGCCCUCCUCCUUUCUGGUUUUAUAUGAGCGUUUCUAUUUAUACCCGGGGACCACAGCAGUCCUGAGCUGAAGGGGGAGGCUGUGCAGCCCCCCCCCCAACUCCACUCUGUGUGUGUGUGUGUGUGUGUGCCCCCCCCAAAAGGCCAGGCCUCACACAGGGGAGCUGCUCCUGACCCCCCCCCCCCAUCAGGCAAGCACUGGAAGGAAAAGUGGGGGGGGGUCUUGCUAUUUAUUCUCUGCGUGUGCAAUUCCAACUGCCCCCGAUGCCUGUGGGAGCUAUGGGGGGGGGACAACACACACACAACGCCUGCACCCCCUCUUUCCACAGCACAGAGCCAGGCUGGGUGCUCUCUGUGUGCAUCCUGUCCCGUGUCCUCCCC